Messenger RNA from Gracilinanus agilis (Agile Gracile Mouse Opossum), 2656 nucleotides. It is a transcript of the gene NDUFS1, whose product is annotated as NADH:ubiquinone oxidoreductase core subunit S1. The transcript is spliced from 19 exons. The record is from RefSeq and is a predicted model, not a curated record. NCBI's taxonomy places the organism in Eukaryota, Metazoa, Chordata, Mammalia, Didelphimorphia, Didelphidae. Gene Ontology annotation, molecular function: iron-sulfur cluster binding; NADH dehydrogenase (ubiquinone) activity. The coding region runs from base 130 to 2313 and encodes 727 amino acids. Gene Ontology annotation, cellular component: membrane. Gene Ontology annotation, biological process: ATP synthesis coupled electron transport.
UCGUCCUGUUCCAGGAGACGGAAAUUGCCGAAGGCGCCAUAGAGAAUAAAGGACGGGGGAGCUGAGGGCCUGCUCCGGUCCCGGAGGCCCUGUCGUGCCAGCCCCCCCCUCCACCCCCGCAGAAGCAAUAUGUUACGACUACCAGUACGCAGGGCCUUAGCUGGCCUUGUGCAGUGUCCUAGAGGAUGCAUGCGAACAACUACUACAGCAUCCAGCAACUUGAUAGAAGUAUUUGUUGAUGGUCAACCCGUCAUGGUGGAACCUGGAACCACAGUGCUCCAGGCAUGUGAGAAGGCUGGCAUGCAGAUUCCUCGAUUCUGUUAUCAUGAAAGGUUGUCGGUGGCUGGAAAUUGUAGGAUGUGUCUUGUGGAGAUAGAAAAAGCCCCUAAGCCUGUAGCUGCUUGUGCUAUGCCAGUAAUGAAGGGUUGGAACAUCCUUACGAACUCAGAGAAGUCCAAGAAAGCAAGAGAAGGUGUAAUGGAGUUUUUACUAGCAAAUCACCCACUGGACUGUCCUAUUUGUGACCAGGGAGGUGAAUGUGAUUUGCAGGACCAGUCAAUGAUGUUUGGAAGUGAUAGAAGCAGAUUUUUAGAGGGAAAACGAGCUGUGGAAGACAAGAAUCUUGGUCCACUCGUAAAGACCAUUAUGACUAGAUGUAUACAGUGCACUCGGUGCAUCAGGUUUGCUAGUGAGAUUGCAGGUGUGGAUGAUUUGGGUACAACAGGAAGAGGAAAUGAAAUGCAAGUUGGAACAUACAUUGAAAAAAUGUUCAUGUCUGAAUUGUCUGGGAAUAUCAUUGAUAUCUGUCCAGUGGGAGCUCUUACAUCUAAGCCCUAUGCCUUUACUGCACGUCCUUGGGAAACAAGAAAGACAGAAUCAAUUGAUGUUAUGGAUGCAGUUGGAAGUAACAUUGUAGUCAGCACAAGGACAGGAGAAGUGAUGAGGAUUUUGCCAAAGAUGCAUGAGGACAUCAAUGAAGAAUGGAUCUCUGAUAAAACCAGGUUUUCCUAUGAUGGAUUAAAACGGCAACGACUUACUGAGCCAAUGGUCAGAAAUGAAAAAGGGCUUUUAACUUACACUUCAUGGGAGGAUGCACUCUCUAGAGUAGCUGCAAAGUUACAAAGAGUUCAGGGCAAGAAUGUAGCAGCAAUUGCAGGAGGUUUGGUGGAUGCAGAAGCCCUCAUCUCUAUCAAAGACUUACUUAAUAGGGUAGACUCUGAUUUCUUGUGUACUGAAGAAGUCUUCCCCACUGCAGGAGCUGGCACAGAUAUACGCUCUAGUUACCUACUUAAUUCAACAAUUGCUGGUGUAGAGGAGGCAGAUGUUGUCCUUUUGAUUGGUACAAAUCCACGUUUUGAGGCACCCCUAUUUAAUGCUAGACUUCGGAAGAGCUGGCUUCAUAAUGACUUACAGGUGGCCCUUAUAGGCACAAAAGUUGAUCUGACAUACAGUUAUGACCAUCUGGGUGAUUCUCCAAACACCCUUCAAGACCUUGUUUCAGGAAACCAUCCAUUCAUCCAGGUUUUGAAAGAGGCUAAAAAACCAAUCAUAGUUUUAGGCAGCUCAGCACUCCAGCGAAAUGAUGGAGCUGCAAUUUUUGCAGCUGUUUCUAUCCUUGCACAGAAGAUCAGUUUAAAGAGAAACGUUGGUGAUGAUUGGAAAAUUAUGAAUAUCCUUCAUAGGGUGGCAAGCCAGGUAGCUGCUUUGGAUCUUGGUUUUAAACCUGGAGUAGAGGCAAUUCGGAAGAACCCUCCUAAAAUGUUGUUUCUUCUGGGAGCAGAUGGAGGUUGUGUUACCCGUCAAGAGUUGCCAAAAAAUUGCUUCAUUGUCUAUCAAGGACAUCAUGGUGAUGUGGGAGCUCCUAUCGCAGAUGUUAUACUCCCAGGGGCAGCUUACACAGAAAAGUCUGCUACUUACGUCAACACAGAAGGCCGAGCUCAGCAGACUAAGGUAGCCGUGACGCCUCCUGGCAUGGCAAGAGAAGACUGGAAAAUUAUCCGGGCUCUUUCAGAGAUAGCUGGUAUGACCCUUCCUUAUGAUACCCUGGAUCAAGUAAGGAAUAGAUUGGAAGAAGUGUCCCCUAAUCUUGUCCGAUAUGAUGAUGUAGAGGGAGCUAAUUAUUUCCAGGAAGCAAGUGACCUAGCCAAGCUGGGGAAUGAACAGCUGCUAAGUGACCCUCUUAUUCCACCUCAGCUCACAAUAAAAGAUUUCUAUAUGACAGAUCCCAUUAGCAGAGCAUCACAGACAAUGGCCAAGUGUGUGAAAGCUGUAACUGAGGGUGCUCAGGCAGUAGAGGAGCCAUCCAUAUGCUGAAACAUCACUCACAAUGAAUGGAAACCCAGUUUUGCUGCAGAUAGCUAACAAAGACAAAAUUAUGUUGUGAUGAUCCCUUAGAGGUUCAUCAUUCUAUAAAAACAGUCUGAAUAAUGUAAUAUUUAAGGUUGUAUACACCAGUACUUACUUGGAAAUUAUAUUCAACAAAAAGCUUACUGUAUCGAGAAACAUUUACGCAUUUGAAAUGUUUGGUUGUGUACAAACGUUAAUUACAUGGUUUAUUAAAUAUGAAUAUGGAUAUUCUUUUGUGUGAGAGCAAAGAUUUGAUAAGAAGUCUUUGUAAAAGCAAAUACAAAAGAAAAUCCUGAAAGUUUUUGUUUUA